AAAUGUCGCUGCAGUAGUGUGACAAAGACCUGAACUUGAAGAAGAAGAAGAGGAUAAAAUGGAAAUAGCCAUUAAACCCUUCUUCAUGGGCUUAAACCCUACAGCAAGACACGUAGAUUUCACUGCGCUUUAUCGCAAACACAUGGCGGACGUCUCCGUUCCAACUCUCUCUUCUAGAAGAGCACGCUUUGGGCCUCAAAUGAACUGCAAAACACCAGACUUUUCUAGCAGGAGGAGUCGUAAAUAUUGUUCGUCUGUUUUUGCAGUAUUAUCAGGUGUGGAAGAUGUUGGAGUUUCUUCUUCUCAAUUUGAUGACUUCUUGGUUACUACCUCCGAAACCAAUGAGGCUAAAAAAUUGAAGAUAAGCUUAGAGGUAUCAGGUACUAAAACUCGAGCAAUUUUUGAUGAUGUAUUCGAUAAAAUGGUAGCUGCAGCCCAGCCAAUUCCUGGCUUUCGAAGAGUAAAAGGAGGAAAAACGCCGAAUAUACCUAGAGACAUUUUGUUAGAAGUCCUUGGACCUUCGAAAGUCUAUAAGGAGGUUAUCAAGAAACUAAUCAACUCCACUGUAGCUGAAUAUGUUGAAAAGGAAGGUUUAAACGUAAGUACAGACUUGAGAGUUGAGCAGAGCUUUGAAGAUCUUGAAGAUUUGUUUGAACCAGAUGCAAAAUUCAGCUUUGAUGCUGUCAUUCAGCUUCAGGAAACAGACUGAAAAAUGUGUUUAAUCUUAGUAUUCAUUUAAAUUUUGUAUAUUUGUUUAGUUAUUUUCUCAAAGAAAGUUGUAUACACUGUUGAUCUUAGACAAGAAAUUAAUGAAAUGCCUA
Messenger RNA from Pistacia vera, 821 nucleotides. RefSeq names its product trigger factor-like. Lineage: Eukaryota; Viridiplantae; Streptophyta; Magnoliopsida; Sapindales; Anacardiaceae. The record is from RefSeq and is a predicted model, not a curated record. Gene Ontology annotation, molecular function: peptidyl-prolyl cis-trans isomerase activity; protein folding chaperone; ribosome binding. The transcript has 8 exons. Bases 59 to 709 code for a protein of 216 amino acids. Gene Ontology annotation, biological process: 'de novo' cotranslational protein folding; protein transport; protein unfolding.